This is a messenger RNA of Penicillium samsonianum, 291 nucleotides long. RefSeq lists its product as uncharacterized. Lineage: Eukaryota; Fungi; Ascomycota; Eurotiomycetes; Eurotiales; Aspergillaceae. The coding region runs from base 1 to 291 and encodes 96 amino acids. The transcript has a single exon. The record is from RefSeq and is a predicted model, not a curated record.
AUGUCACAACACGAAAUAAACCCAGACCUCCUUCCCAUCGCAAUUUCUGCCAAAACUUUAACUCCAACGCCCAGUGCUUCAGGUUCUGAUCUCCUCUACUCCACUAUCGAAGCCAUCAUCCAAGAUGUGCAAGCUCGAUCCGAUUUUAAUCACCCAGACCUUCUUGUAAUUACCGAUAUUACAAUACAAGAGGGUGAAGAACUCUGGGACAGGCUUGACGAAAAUUUCGAGUCGAGCGGGAUCCGAAAGUCCCUCAAUACGCGCGCUAGAACCUUGAGCAUCAAGCUGUGA